UUCAAUAUGGCCAGAAGGAGUCUGGCCAAAUGCGAAAGAGACAGAAACUGGAAUAUGAUUUAUAGGUUAUUAUUUACUAUGGAAGAAGCUAGAUAAAUUAUUUUUAAUAAUUAUUGUUUUCUGUCCUGCACAACUUUUGUUGAUAAGUUUGACUCGUUUCCCAAAAACGUGUGCAGUUCCUGUGUCUUAAAACUCUAAGAAAUUUCAAAAUUUAUUGACUCUGCAAAAUAUGUUGAUUCUCUUCUGGAUCAGAUACUGCUUGAUCAUAGCAUGAAGCAUAAUACUAAUACUGAACAUGAAAUUAUAAAACAAGAAUAUUUUCCUUGUGAGGAAGAUGAACUAUCAGUCAAUAAAAACACUUGUGAGUUGAUAGUUAAGACGGAAGAAGAUACACUAGGCUAUGAAGAAAUUGAUUAUAAAAUAGAUAUAAGUAAAUUAGAGGUUGAGUAUCAUGAUGUAGAAGUCAAAUCAGAAGUUGAAUCAGAAAAUAAUCAGGAUUCAAGACCCAAGAAUCCUUUCCUGCAAUCUCCGAAGAAGAAAAAUCUCAAGGUGUACAAAUGUGAAGUUUGUUUUAGAGAUCUAGCAACACCAGCAUUGAAAAAAAGUCACUUCAAUUCGCAUUUUGAUAAAUAUAUUGUUUGCUUCGGUUGCGGGAAAUCAUUUACUAAAAAACAUGAAUACUUGAUCCACUGCAUUCAUCACUAUGUCAAGAAACCAUUACUGAGGUGCAGAACAUGCAGUAAAGUGUUCUCCACCAAGGCGGCUCUGAAGAAGCAUUUAGCUAGAUGCAAACAUGUGCUGAAGCCAGAAGUAACCGAAAAAAAUAUACAAAAUCAUUCAUUUUACUCAAAGAAAUGUCCAGCUAAGCUGGGAAGGUACCACAAGGCUACUAAACUUAUAUCUUGCCCGGUAUGUUCCAAACCUUUCACGACGACUCAAAGGAUGCAGUUCCAUCAGCGCACUCACAGCGCCGAUAACUCGUCUUUCCUCUGCGAAGUAUGUUUGGAAUGUUUCCCAAAUUUCCGAGCUUUGAGGCAGCACAGGUCUAGCCACAUAGGAAACCUAUUCCGAUGCGCAGUUUGCUCAUUUAGCUUCCUAUCAAAGUUGAGUCUCGAGAAGCACUUGAUAACACACAGAGAGAAACCGUUUCGCUGCAAGGUUUGUUCCAAGAACUUUUCUGGCAAAAAGAAUUUGCAGACUCACGAGAGGAUCCAUUCUGCAAACAAGCAGUUUCAGUGCAAGGUGUGUCUGAAAAGGUUCUCGCAGGGAUGUAACCUUCGCGCGCAUCUGAUUUCGCACACUGGGCAGAGGCGGCACCAGUGCUCGGUUUGCUCACACUAUUUCACCACGAAGCAGUCUUUGAGGCGACACGCAGAGACCCAUGACGGAGAAAAGUCUUUCCACUGCUCGAAGUGUUCGAAAAGUUUCUUCUACCAGUUCAAUCUGAACAGGCAUAUGAAAAACCACGCCCCUGCGAAGAAAUGCCAGUUCUGCUCGCGGGUUUUUUCCAUGAACCACCGGCUGAAAGCCCAUGAACGUACGCAUACUGGUGAAAAACCAUUUUCAUGUGAUGUCUGCGGGAGGAGUUUUUCCGAUUCGAGUCAUCUGUGGGGACACAAGAAGACACACACAGGUGAAAAGCAGUUUCAGUGCGAGUUUUGUCUGAAGCGUUACGCGCGAAAGAGAUACAUGAUGGUGCAUCGCAAGACUUGCAAACAGAACCCAUUUAAAGAUUCUUAGUGGAGAAUUUGCAAAGACCAGACAGAUAAAGGUCGGGGAAAUAUCUGCCUAAUGAUGUAUUGUUAGCAAUGAGAAUAUUACAAGUCAUAGCAAAUGGAUAUUAUUCAAAAUGAUCAAAGCAACGUCAGAUCUAUUGAAGACACUUGUCCCACACCUGAAAAAAAAAUACUGUUUCUCGACACAUGUUUUGCUAACAUAGUAAGGUUCAUUUGGAGAUGACUUCUUUAGUUUUUUCUAUAACUUGUGAAAGACCUCAUUAAGUCCUUAGUUUAUUGAUUUUAUAAUUAUACUUUUAAUUGACCUACACUCUUUCACUUUUAUUUUUUUUAGUAGAUAUAACUCCGAAUAAGCAUCUCUGUAUUUGUGACUUGACAUAAAUAUACCAUAGUAUGUAAAAUGGUUAAAUAAAGUACUUUACUCUA
Messenger RNA from Leptinotarsa decemlineata (Colorado potato beetle), 2162 nucleotides. RefSeq lists its product as uncharacterized. The record is from RefSeq and is a predicted model, not a curated record. Lineage: Eukaryota; Metazoa; Arthropoda; Insecta; Coleoptera; Chrysomelidae.